GUUGAUCGAUUUACUUUGAUAUAAAAGACAGAAUUUUCACAUAGAAAUAGCAGUGCACAAAUAGGACUUCAAACCAAACUUCCCAACAUGAAGACCCUCCUCGUUCUAGCAGUUGUCAUUCUUGCAGUAAGUUCCGAGCGUUGCAGUGAUACUGGUGAUUGUAGUGCGACUAGCUGUUCAUCAGGAUCCACACUCCACUGCAUCGGGCACCAGUGUACAUGCACUACAGCAGCUGGUGGUAGUGGAGGCUGUACUGCAGUCGCUGACUGUCAUGACCGCUGUGAUCAUGGACGCCAGCAUCACUGUAUCGACGGACAUUGCAGAUGUACCCACUUUUAAAACUUUUUGAAUCUUUAAUUCAAAAUAAAUCAUCACAUUUUCUAA
Ostrea edulis (European flat oyster) is the source of this 384-nucleotide messenger RNA. Its product is annotated as serine protease inhibitor Cvsi-2-like. The record is from RefSeq and is a predicted model, not a curated record. The coding region runs from base 88 to 339 and encodes 83 amino acids. Lineage: Eukaryota; Metazoa; Mollusca; Bivalvia; Ostreida; Ostreidae. The transcript is spliced from 3 exons.